ACUGGCCCCGCCCCCUCGGCCCCUGUCCCACUCGGGUUCAAGCUGGCGGCCCCUCUUAAGAUGUAAACAAGGCCUCGCGCUCCGACCGUUAAGAGGGAGGGGCAGUGUGAGUGUUGGGCCAAGCUGGAGAAUGCCCUGAGCGAUGGGCUCCCGCAGCAGUAGCAACGCUGGCUCGGGGGGCCGGGAGAACCAAGGCAGCUGGUCUCGGAGGGACUCGGGCAUCCUGCGUAGCGAAGACGAGGACAACGAGGAUGUGGAUCUGGCCCAGGUACUGGCAUAUCUACUGCGCAGGGGACAGUUUCACCUCAUGCAGGGAGGGGGGACAGCCAGCGCCCGGGUGUUCCAGGCGGUUUCAGAUUCAGACGACGAUACUGACAGUGCUUGGGAAGGACGUUUAGGAGAUCAGUACAAACCGCCAGGUAUUGCCAAGAAGUCCAGAGUUGUUUACUUAACGCGGAUAAUGUUGUUAGUUGCAAAGUUGUGUCCGACCCAUCGUGACCCCAUGGACAACGUUCCUCCAGGCCUUCGAAUCCGCUUAUACGACUGCACCUAUGGAGCCUUCCGGAACUUCCGGAGUGUCAAAGCCCGAGACGUCGGCUGGAGCGUACUGGACGUAGCUUUCACCCCUGACAGGACACACUUCCUCUACUCCAGCUGGUCAGACUACAUUCACAUCUGCAACAUCUACGGGGAGAGUGAGACCCAGACCGCCCUGGACUUGAGGCCCGACGAACGCCGUUUUGCCGUGUUUUCCCUGGCGGUCUCCUCGGAUGGGAGGGAGGUGCUUGGCGGGGCCAACUACGGCUGCGUCUACGUGUUUGACAUGGAGCAGAAUAAGCGGACGCUUAAGGUACUCGGGGUUGAUGCCUAGGGCGAUUCUCCCUCAUCCAGGUCACAGUUGUCCCACAGUUGGCUUGUUCCAGGAGGCAGCUGGACGGGCUGGUUUUCCUUUGAAGGCCCUUCGCUUCUCAUCCACGGAGCUUCUUCAGCUCUAACUAGAUCAGGGAGGGCUAACCGUUUGUGGUGUUGUCCAGUGCCAACAAUGCGAGGGCGCGUGCACAAUAGCCCCUGAGCCUGCUGGCAUCUGUAAUCCAAAGACCAUCCCCCCAUACACAUGUGCACACAACACCCACACAUGCGCCCCCCGCUUCCAAGCUGAGCUUGGUAUUUCCUCCGUGGAAAUAGACUAGAAGACCUCCAAGGUCCCAUCCAACUCU
Molecule: messenger RNA, 1217 nt
Organism: Thamnophis sirtalis
Lineage: Eukaryota; Metazoa; Chordata; Lepidosauria; Squamata; Natricidae
Source: RefSeq, a predicted model, not a curated record